UCUCUCUCUCUCUCUCUGUUUUCCUUCUCUCGGAGCUCCUCCACCGAUCUCGAUGAAGGUCCUCUGAUCCAUCGCCAUGGCGAACUAUCUCACCCCGUUCCAGACCAUCAAGAGCUCCUGUGAUCGUCUCGUCAUCGCUGUGGAGGAUGUGAGCGAUUUGUGGCCUAGCGUGAAAGAGGGUUUCGAGCAGCGAUUGCCAUUCAGGAAGGCGUGCUUGAACAACAAGACUCGGAAUCCUGUGAAUGUGGAGCAAUUGCCGGCUGAAUUCAUAUUGACCACUGAUUCGAGGCUGCGCAGUCGGUUCCCGCAUGAGCAGUCGGUGUUUUGGUUCCGGGAGCCAUAUGCUACUGUUGUUCUUGUUACCUGUGAGGAUCUUGAUGAAUUCAAGCGAAUUUUGAAGCCGCGUUUGAAGUUGAUUGUUCAGAAUGAUGAGAAGGAAUGGUUCAUUGUUUUUGUAUCAAAGGCUCAUCCCAGCAAUGACCAGGCCACGAAGAUGGCGAAGAAAGUAUAUGCAAAGCUUGAAGUUGAUUUCAGCUCGAAAAAGAGGGAGAGGUGUUGCAAGUUAGAUUUACAUGGAACUGAGUCCAUUUUUUGGGAAGAUUUGGAGUCCAAAAUGGUGGAAUCAAUCAGAAACACGUUGGAUAGGCGUGUUCAAUUUUUCGAGGAAGAAAUUCGUAAAUUAAGUGAACAACGUUACCUGCCUGUGUGGAACUUUGUUAACUUUUUUAUUUUGAAGGAAAGCUUAGCUUUUAUGUUUGAGAUGGCUCAUCUUCAUGAAGACUCAUUACGUGAAUAUGAUGAACUAGAGCUCUGCUACCUAGAAACAGUAAAUACACCUGCUAGGCAGAGGGAUUUUGGAGGAUUGGAUCAUGGCGAUGAUCAGGCUGCCCUGCUGAAUCCUGUUUUUAAGCCAUUGACUCAGAUCGUUCUGGAUGAUUCUUUUAGAGAGUUUGAAUUUAGACAAUACCUCUUUGCAUGCCAAUCAAAGCUAUUAUUCAAACUUUCUCGUCCAGUUGAGGUUGCUGCAAGAGGCUAUGCGUUUAUCAUCAGCUUCUCAAAGACGUUAGCCCUGCAUGAGAACUAUCUUCCAUUUUGUUUGCGUGAAGUAUGGGUAAUAACUGCUUGCCUUGCUGUAAUCAAUUCAACUUCUUCCCAUUACAAUGGCGGAGUUGUGACCCCUGAUGUUGAGAAGGAGUUCUACCGUCUGCAGGGUGACCUUCAUUCACUUUGUCGGAUUAAGUUUAUGAGACUCGCAUAUCUGAUCGGAUAUGGAGUGGAAAUAGAAAGAAGCCCAUCUAAUAGUGCCUCUUUAAGCAUGCUACCCUGGCCCAGGCCAGCAGCUUGGCCAGUAGUUUCCCCUGAUGCUUCAUCUGAAGUUUUUGCAAAGGAGAAGAUAAUUCUUCAGGCAAAUCCUAGGGCAAAACACUUUGACAUUCAGAGAAAACCUUUGCCGUUGGAGCCAUCUUCACUUUUACGAGAGGCUAAUAGACGGAGGGCUUCUCUUUCUAUUGGAAAUGUUUCAGAGUUGUUUGAUAGUCAUCACAGUGCUGUUGAUGGUUCAGGUGCUGAUGGAGUUUCAAAGUUUCCCCCUUCAAGUAAGACUAAUCCAAGUUCUAUGUCAAGAAAUUUCUCGGGCCCAGUAAACUUUGAGAGCUCUUCCCCAACACUUGACCGACCAAUGAGACUAUCAGAGAUCCAUGUUGCAGCAGAGCAUGCCUUGAAACAGACAAUUUCUGACCCUGACCUACUGAAGUCACUCUCAACCUUGCAGGACUUUGAACAAAAGUACAUGGAGCUAACUAAGGGAGCUGCAGAUAAGUACCAUAAUUCCUGGUGGAAGAGACAUGGAGUUGCCUUGGACAGGGAGAUUGCAGCCUUAUGCUUUAAGCAUGGAAAUUUUGACCUAGCCGCGAAAUCAUAUGAAAAAGUUUGUGCUCUUUAUGCUGGUGAAGGAUGGCAAGACCUUUUGGGGGAAGUGCUUCCUAAUCUAGCUGAAUGUCAAAAAAUUCUUAAUGAUCAAGCUGGUUACCUAUCAUCUUGUGUUAGGUUGUUAUCUCUGGAUAGUGGUCUAUUCUCGACUAAAGAAAGGCGAGCUUUUCAGUUGGAGGUUGUUCGUCUUGCUCAUAGUGAAAUGAAGCAUCCUGUACCCCUCAAUGUCUCAUCACUCAUAACUUUUGCUGGAAACCCUGGCCCACUGCUUGAAUUGAGUGAUGGCGACCCUGGUACACUCUCUGUAACUGUUUGGAGCGGCUUUCCUGAUGAUAUCACCCUGGAAUCUCUGAGUAUGACGUUGGUAGCCACAAAUAAUGUGGAUGAAGGUGUUGUUGAGGCUAUAAAAUGUCCGGAUGCCCCUGUCUUAAAUCCAGGCAGAAACACUGUUACACUCACCUUACCUCCACAGAAGCCAGGCUCUUAUGUAUUGGGAGUUCUUACAGGACAGAUUGGACACUUGACUUUCAGAUCUCAUGGAUUUUCAAAAGGUGGCCCCCCUGAUAGUGAUGAUUUCAUGAGUUUUGAAAAACCAACGAAACCUGUUCUAAAGGUGUUCAAACCAAGACCUUUGGUUGAUAUUACUGCCGCCAUUUCAUCUGCGCUGUUAAUGAAUGAACCACAAUGGGUUGGGUUGAUUGUAAAGCCGAUGAAUUACUCUCUCAGAGGUGCAAUCCUACAUAUAGAUCCAGGUCCGGAAUUGAUGAUUGAGGAAUCUCACAUGAUUGAGAUUGAGGACUACACAAGUGUGAUGGAGCGGAUGCCACAGAUAACUGAGAGCAUCACCUUGAAGAAUCUUUCAACCAUUAGGACUGACAAGUCUGAGCAAUUGCUGCUUGAAAAUGGUAAAAUAACGUUGCCAGAUUGGGCAAGUGAUAUAACCAGUGUCUUGUGGUUUCCUGUCCGUGCUGUAGAUGACAGGAUAGCAAGAGGAACAUCUGCAGUGUAUCCACAGAGACAAAGUGUGGUGGAUGGGAUGAGGACAGUUGCAUUAAAGCUUGUAUUUGGAGCAUUCCACAACCAGAUAUUUCGAGAGGUUUAUCUUCUGACCAUUGCCAUACAUUUCACCAAUCCAUUGCAUGUUAGCACACGUGUUGUAGAUAAAUGUAAUGAUGGCAACUUGCUUUUGCAGGUGAUAAUGCACUCUCAAGUGAAGGCUUAUUUACACAUACAUGAUGCAUGGAUAGAUCUUCAAGAUGGAUUUGUUCAUAGCGGAAAAGGUGAUGGAAGACCAAUUGCAAGUUUCUUUCCAUUGAUCAUCUCUCCUACUUCUAGGGCAGCACUAUUGUUCAGCAUCCGAUUAGGGAGCUUGACGAAUGGAGAUGAGGCUGGGAAUAUGCCGGCUGAAAGUAUAUUGAAUAUCAGAUACGGAGUUGCUGGUGACAGGAAUGUUGGAGCACAUACACCUGUAUCAGCGAAAACCGCAGCCGAGGGGGAGCUGCUUUUCAAGAGCACACUUUUCUUACAACGGCCUGUACUCGAUCCAUGUCUUGCAGUUGGUUUUCUUCCGUUUUCUUCAGAUUGCUUAAGAGUUGGGCAGCUAGUGAGUAUGCAAUGGAGAGUUGAAAGAUUGAAGGAAGUCGAGGAAAGCCCAGGCUCCCCACUUGAUGAUGAACUAUUGUAUGAAAUAAAUGUGAACCCGGAUAACUGGAUGAUAGCUGGGAGGAAGCGUGGCUUUGUAUCUCUAUCUACAAUGCAAGGGUCGAGGAUAGUGAUUACGGUCACCUUUGUGCCACUGAUAUCUGGAUAUGUUCGACCACCGCAACUUGGUCUACCAGAUGUGGAUGAUACUAAUAUAAGCUGUAAUCCUGCAGGACCUCACCUUGUUUGUGUCCUCCCUCCUGUGCUUAGUUCUUCAUUCUGUGUGCCAGCAUGAGUUUUAUUUAUGUAUUGAAUUUGUUAUUAUCACUUCAUUUUUGUCCUUUGGUUGUCGCAGGAAGGACAAAUUCAUUGUGUUUUACUUUACCACCUUCGGCACAUUCCUUUGUAUUAAUUAGUAUUUGCCAAUGAGUAUAUCAUUGAGUCUCGUUAUCUAAGUUGAAAACAUAUGAUAAAGUAGUGGUUUUUCUUUGA
Molecule: messenger RNA, 4062 nt
Organism: Dioscorea cayenensis subsp. rotundata (Guinea yam)
Lineage: Eukaryota; Viridiplantae; Streptophyta; Magnoliopsida; Dioscoreales; Dioscoreaceae
Product: trafficking protein particle complex II-specific subunit 130 homolog
Biological process (GO): early endosome to Golgi transport; intra-Golgi vesicle-mediated transport
Cellular component (GO): TRAPPII protein complex
Source: RefSeq, a predicted model, not a curated record